Messenger RNA from Talaromyces stipitatus ATCC 10500, 1896 nucleotides. RefSeq names its product nitrogen permease regulator Npr2, putative. The record is from RefSeq and is a predicted model, not a curated record. The transcript has 4 exons. Bases 13 to 1896 code for a protein of 627 amino acids. Gene Ontology annotation, cellular component: GATOR1 complex; vacuolar membrane. Gene Ontology annotation, molecular function: GTPase activator activity. Gene Ontology annotation, biological process: negative regulation of TORC1 signaling; positive regulation of autophagy. NCBI's taxonomy places the organism in Eukaryota, Fungi, Ascomycota, Eurotiomycetes, Eurotiales, Trichocomaceae.
GCCAGCUGCAUCAUGAUAAAAGCAAUAUUCUAUGGCAGAUUCGACACCCAGGAAGGUCCCAAAGUCGUCCACCAAGUCCCCGACGGUGCCAUCGUCCCCUCGCCCACAGCCUCACCCCAACAAGCACCUUUCUUCACCUUCUCCGACAUAUCCUUCUUCGUAAUCCCACGACAAGAACUAUGCGGCAACCUCUUACAAGUCUGCACAAACGGCUACCGCAUUCUGGGGUACCCCAUAUGCAUGAAAUCAGCACAAUACGACCGGAACGAAUUCAUCUUCAAUUUCUGUUUUGUCUUGGCCGAAGAAGAGGAUUUUAGUAAAUACAAGAGCAUUGUGCAGAAACUUGCGGAUUUGAUGCAUGGCUUGGAAGAGCAGAGUUGUUUUUUGAGUCGGGAUUUUUCCAAGAGUGGGGAGGGGAAGGUUUAUAGUCUUUGUGAGACGUUGAUGGAGGAUUUGAAUAGUUAUAGUGAAUGCAUGAUUCCUAUAGAUAAGUUGAAUACGCUGAACUUCAAGCUUUUCCCUGUUUAUCCUGCGCCGCCGCAUGUGAAGGCGUGGGAUGUACCGCUGUUUACUGUUCGAUAUGAAGCAUUCCUGGAUGAGAAUUGGGAUCUCACUCUUCAAAAGAUCGUCCCCUAUAUCAACGGCGUCAACAGCGUGCGCAUAAUCUCUAUCCUAGCCGACGUCGAAUUAUCCCUAGCCUAUAAAGCGAUUCGGCACUUGAUAUAUUAUGGAUGCGUCUUUUUGUUGGACAUAUUCUCCUUUUCGGCUAUAUAUGCGCCUACAGCUUCUUUCCACUCGAGUAUUGCUAGCGACGAAGGCAUGCAGCAGGAAUGUGCUCGAUAUGUAAACACUCGCUUUGCGCCAACAUCUUCACUGCGCAUGGCACCGGUAUCACCUUCUUCUUCCGACUACCGUGGUGAUUUAUCAGGAUCACACCAUAGACUCGAGGAUAUGGACGAUAAUAUCUGGCCAAUAAUUGGUGACACUGAUGACGACGAUGUGCAUUCGAACAACUACAACACUCAUAGAAAUAAAGGAGGUUCUUCAUUCCUAUCUGAAACCCGACAACGCCCAAGGAAGAAACGGAAACAUCUCGACGGAGUGGGCAUAGUAGAACUCUACGCGAGCCUACGACAGGGACAAAGCGUCAAGCAGUGGUACACGCUCUAUGCACGACAACUCGGCAACGUCGAUAUCCGACGAUUCAUCACAUUCGGUAUCAUCAAGGGAUUCUUGUAUCGUGUGCACAAAUAUGCAUACGGACCUCGACCGGAAGGGUUCGUAUAUACCUCGUCACAUGCAGAUAUAAAAUCCCUAUCAAAAGCAUCAUCAGUCAAAGGCGGGAUUAGUAUAGGUAGCGGCUUAGGCUCGUCCAUGAACUCCGCUGGUGGAGCCACGACUGCCGGGGAAGAUGCACUGGUCAGUAGAGAAAGUUCAAUUCGAUAUGGUCGAAUCGAUGAUCAACAACAGCAACAAGCUGGCGCGAUGUCAGGUUCUUAUCAAAGUACCAAUAACACCCACAGUAACCGCAGUCACAAUAGUCACAGCCACACCAACAGUAGUAACAACAUCCGACUCGGUUCGGCGGGUACAUCAUCCUUUGACCAUAACAAUAACCACCCACUUCACCACCAUCACGACGAUCAACAAAACAGCGAAAACCACUCCACAGCAAGUGAGGACUUGGACAUCAUGGACGGCGAAGAAAGUAAAGAAAGAGAAGGCGGCACAGCUCAGGAGGCGAUAAGAUUUCAUCAAAAUCUCAAAGUGUUGGAGAAAUAUUUGGAUGGUCAGCAUUGUUUUGAUGAGAUUUGUACGGAAUUGGAGAUUAGUGAGCGCGAGUUGACGGCGAGACUGAGAAUGGUUCCGUGGGUUGUACACAUUAUUCAUCGAUGA